GGCAUUGAUCGCACCCCGCCUUAUCGAUGACCCCCGCUCGACCGGCCUUGCGCCCCUUGCCUGCCGUCCUGCUGCCGCACUACAAUGCCGUCAACCGACACAACCUCGCCGCGCUCGCCGUCUCGAUCCACACCGCCAUCCAUCAUGCCGACUUUAUUGCCGUCGACACCGAGUUCACCGGCCUCGGCGACCACUCCAAGACCAAGGCUCCGAAUGUCGAGGACCGCUACCGGAACCUCAAGGCUCUUGUAGAGUCCCAUGCCGUCGUCUCCUUUGGCCUGUCCAUCUUCCAUAAGGCCGAGCCCCUGCCGGACACCAGCGAGCUGUGCAGGCCCUAUGUUGUCAGCAACUUCAGUUUCUCCCUGGUGUGCCAGCGGGAUUUUACCUUGUCGCCUUCGAGCGCCUCAUUCCUGAUCGACAACGGAUUUGACUUCAACGCCCUGCUAAGAGACGGAAUCCCAUAUCUGCCCGGUGCGCUGCCAACCAAGGGGUCGUCAACUCAGAAGGCCACGGUCCCGCCGCUCUGUCUGGAGCAGUCGACGACGAUGCGCUCCAUCUUCAUGAAGAUCCUGACCCAGUCUGGGCCCGUGAUUGUGCACAACGGCCUCCUCGACCUGAUGUUCAUGUAUCACAGCUUCUACUGCGAUCUUCCCCCAACCCUGAGUUCCUUUGUCGCCGAUCUCUGCGAAAUGCUGCAAGGCGGCAUUUACGACACCAAGUACAUUGCCGAUUUUGUGACCCGCGAGAAAGCCUCAUAUCUGUCGUAUUUGUAUCGAAAAUACGAGCGCGAACAAAUCGACCGAGCCUAUACCAAAGACAAGCCGUUCUUCCAGUGCGAUAUCAUGGAUCCAGUUUCCCACCAGACCUCAAAGGUUGCUAUCACGCCUGCCCUAACGCGCAUGGUCGUGAGCGCCAACAAGCGCCAGAAGAAUAGCAAUUUGCCAUUUUGCGAGCAGUAUGCCGACCACGGAUACUGUCCGUACGGACGCAACUGUGAGAACUCGCACGAUCUCGACAUCAUCCUCGAUUAUGAGCAUCGGGCUGGCAUCGGAUCGACCAAAGCAAAGCGACGGAAGAAGAAUACAAACUCCACGGAGCAAGUCAGUUCCUCCGAUAUUGCCUCCGCUGUCGGUGCUGCGUCACCAAACGGUGAUCCUGUUGUUAGUGCCGACACUCUUGCUGCGACAACCGACACCUGGAUCGGGACGGCGGGGCGAACUGCGGCCGCACCUCCCAACCCAGGACCCGCUUCGAUAUCGGCACCGCCAAACACAGCCAAAUCCAAAGGCACUCCCGCUACCAUCGAGACAGCUGCCUGCGUAAAUCACAGUGUGACACCGCCUGCAAAAUCCCUGCAAGAGACUUGUUGCUCACAGGGGCCAGCCGGUGCCACACCAUCAACGUCCUUGGCAAGUCUGGCCGAUAGCCGCUCAGCCGCCACUUCUCUGCCAGCCGAUUCAGCACCGGUCUCCAAGACAUCGCUAUUCGAGACUUAUCACUCUGCAUGCUUCGAUGCCUACAUGACCGGGUUUGUGUAUGCCCAUCAAGCAAUUGCACACGAAUCGAGCAUCGCACAGGAGAAAAACAAGAUCUACCUGAUGGGCAAGGACAUACCGCUCAAGAUUGAGCUGUCCGGGUUCGCAAAACGCAGCGAAGGGCACAAGAAGAUCUGGGACAAGGCCCCGCUCUCUCGAGCUGGAGUGUGAGCGAUGCAACGCAGGCCGCAUCUGUCCGACUGCUGCUGGAUAUCCAAAGUCUGCGAUUAUCGAAGUGGGCGUUGACCGAUAUGCUCUAACGAGGCGGUUGUAGAGCAGUGCAGCGGUCUGAGCAGCGCGAUGUUGCUGCUAUCGGCACAAGACCAUAAACACGGAAGGUGGCCCUCCAAGAAA
Polychytrium aggregatum is the source of this 1889-nucleotide messenger RNA. Its product is annotated as ribonuclease CAF1. Gene Ontology annotation, molecular function: 3'-5'-RNA exonuclease activity; metal ion binding; snRNA binding. Gene Ontology annotation, biological process: snRNA 3'-end processing. Bases 27 to 1706 code for a protein of 559 amino acids. The transcript is spliced from 4 exons. NCBI's taxonomy places the organism in Eukaryota, Fungi, Chytridiomycota, Chytridiomycetes, Polychytriales. Gene Ontology annotation, cellular component: cytoplasm; Cajal body. The record is from RefSeq and is a predicted model, not a curated record.